AUGGAGUUGAACUCUCUUUACCUUGCCGCCGGGUUGUUUGCCUGCCUGCUGCUCAUUCUCCGGCGUCCGGCCGUGUCCUCCCCCCCUGGACCUCGCGGACUACCGCUCCUCGGCUCUGCCCUCGAACUGCCGUCAAAGUUCGUCUUCCGCAAGUUCGAUGAAUGGAGCAAGCUCUACGAUGGUUGGUUCAUGCUUUCCGCUGUCGGCCAGAAGUUCCUGGUCAUCACCCGCACUGACAUUGCUGUCGAUAUCCUGGACAAGAUGAGCUUGCAGACAGCCGACAGACCAGCACUUCCAAUGGCUAUCUAUAUGCUGCGACAUAUGGCUUUCUCACUGGAUAACUAUGGUGAUCGCUGGCGACGAUGCCGGCGCUUGGCCCAUGAAAACUUCAACGUUCGCGCACUUGAACAGUACCGCGGUGUCUAUGAGCUUGCGACAGCGAAGUUACUUAGACAGCUCUCCAACAUCGAUCCAUUGAAAAUUCCAGAUGAGCUCAUGCAGUUCAGUGGAGCCUUGACCUACGAAGCUAUGUAUGGCCCUGGGUCAGGCGGAGCAAACGUCAAACAGAACAUUCACAAAGUAUGGGAAAUGCUAGAAGUGCUUGGAGAUGCAAUGUCCCCGGCCACGUUCAUCAUUAACUUGUUUCCCGUGCUUGGCAUUCUGCCGGAAAGCAUCAGUCCGUGGAAGCAGUUUGGAACCCGAUACUUCAAUGAGCACGAUAAGUUGUUAAAGGAGAUGGCUCAGCCUGGGCUCACCGGACAGAGUGAUUCGGGAUUCGUGGCCAGCUGCAUGCGUAUGCGAGACAGGACAGAGGGAAUUUCGGACGCGGAGAUCGCAUGGACAUCCUUUGCUCUCUAUGGUGCAGGCGUCGAGACUACGCCUUAUUCUCUACAUUGGUUCAUCAUGGCGAUGGUUCUGUUUCCUGAAGCAUAUCAACGGGCGCAAGACGAAGUCCGCGCGGUUGCAGGAGACAGUCCUCCGACGUUUGAACACAGGAUCAAGAUGCCGUAUGUCAUGGCAGUCAUGAAAGAAGUUCUUCGAUGGAGACCUGUGCUUCCGGCUGCCCUCCCACACAUGGCCUCAGAGGACUUCGAAUACAAGGGAUAUCGCGUCCAGAAGGGCACGUAUAUCUUUUACAAUCAAUGGAACAUGUGCCGAGAUCCAGCGGUUUACCCGGACUAUGACGUCUUUAGGCCAGAAAGAUUCUUAGCGGACCCUCCUGCUCCAGACCCUCCUGUAUUCGGUUUCGGUCGUCGAAUCUGCCCUGGUAGAAAUUUCGCUCGAGAUCUGUUGUUUUUGGCUAUAUCGAACUUGUUAUGGGCCUAUCAUUUCGAGAAAGCCACAGAUGCAGACGGUAAAACGAUUACCCCUUCACCUGAAGAUAUCGACGGGAACAUCCUUUUGCAUCCUAAGCCAUUCCAGUUCGUCAUGACACCUCAACGAGAGAUUCCCAAGUGA
Dacryopinax primogenitus is the source of this 1458-nucleotide messenger RNA. Its product is annotated as cytochrome P450. The record is from RefSeq and is a predicted model, not a curated record. The transcript is spliced from 10 exons. Lineage: Eukaryota; Fungi; Basidiomycota; Dacrymycetes; Dacrymycetales; Dacrymycetaceae. Gene Ontology annotation, molecular function: monooxygenase activity; iron ion binding; oxidoreductase activity, acting on paired donors, with incorporation or reduction of molecular oxygen. The coding region runs from base 1 to 1458 and encodes 485 amino acids.